Molecule: messenger RNA, 836 nt
Organism: Aphanomyces invadans
Lineage: Eukaryota; Oomycota; Saprolegniomycetes; Saprolegniales; Verrucalvaceae
Product: ATP synthase F1, delta subunit
Exons: 1
Coding region: 50-685 (211 amino acids)
Biological process (GO): proton motive force-driven mitochondrial ATP synthesis
Molecular function (GO): proton-transporting ATP synthase activity, rotational mechanism
Source: RefSeq, a predicted model, not a curated record
UUGGCACUGACUGCAUAUUUUCCCCUUUAGAGCCGAAAGAACCGCCGUCAUGCUGCGCAAGGCCAUCCAACGCACGUUCUCGACCGCGACGGAAGCCACGAUUGAUGGGUUCGCGUCCAUGCAUGCGCCCAAGCUCCAGCUCUUUGGCCUCCAUGCCAAGUACGCGAACGCGUUGUACUCGGUCGCAUCCAAGGAAAACGCGUUGGAAGCUGUGGAAAAGGAGUUGAAGACGAUCCACGAUGAAAUCGUCGCGAACCAAACGUUUGCCGAGUUUUUGAAGGACCCGACGAUCUCCCGUACGGAAAAGAAGCACGACAUCUCCAAGGUUAUGGACGCCGCUAAGUUCUCCAAGCCCGUGUCGGGUUUGUUCACCGUCCUUGCCGAAAACGGCCGUUUGGGUGAUGCCAAGAACAUCAUCCAAACGUACAACCGCUUGAUGCGUGCUCACCGUGGGGAAGUGCAGGCCAAGAUCACCAGUGCUGACCCGUUGACCAAGGAGCAAUUGGCGCAAGUCCAAACUGCGUUGAAGGCGCGUGUGCAAAAGGGCGAAACGUUGUUGCUUGAAACGGUGGUCGACCCCACGAUCCUCGGUGGCCUCAAGGUCCAAAUUGCCGACCUCUUCAUCGACCUGUCCCUUGCGACCAAGAUUGAAAAGAUCGAAUUGAUGCUCCAGAGCCGCAACUAAGCAGUUUACACAUUGCUGUUGGUUGUACCUUGCUUCUGACGACUUUUUCCCUCUAACAAACAAGCUCUACGUGAGGCUGGUCGUUCCCGCCGUCUAUAUUCUCACUACGGCAGUCCUCCGUGCUACACGUGAUCUACUUUUUGAUUGCCGC